This is a messenger RNA of Cynara cardunculus var. scolymus (artichoke), 1977 nucleotides long. RefSeq lists its product as uncharacterized. The record is from RefSeq and is a predicted model, not a curated record. NCBI's taxonomy places the organism in Eukaryota, Viridiplantae, Streptophyta, Magnoliopsida, Asterales, Asteraceae. The coding region runs from base 171 to 1751 and encodes 526 amino acids. The transcript has 7 exons.
AUCAACCGAUCAAACUAUCUCGAUGCCCACAACGCUGUACGAACUUUGACUUCACCGUAAAAUUCAACCCCAACUUCAUCGAUCUCCUCGACCAAAUCGAUUCAAUGGAUCAAAUUCGUUAAUACCACUGCACCUAAUCAACAAUUUCUUUGAGAAUUUCCACAAGUUCGAUGAUGCAAUCAAGGAUGAUGUGGUUAUGGAGAGUGUUGUGUAUUCUAGGAUUGAUUUUAGGGUCUGUAUCGGAAUUUGGGGAUGCUUUGAAGUUGCCUUUUAGAGUUAACGAUGUUUUGCCUGUUCUACCACGUCAAAUUUCAUGGCCUGUUAUGAACAAUUUUGGCAAGGCGGUGGAUUUGUUGCCGUCUUUCGUCGGGACGAUUUCUCCCAAUAAUGGGUCGCUUGAGUGGAAAGGGGCUUGUUUCAACGGGAAUGAAGCUCGUAUGGAUUUCACUGAGGGGGAUGAUCGUGGUAUGGGAGGCGGUAUCAUCUAUCUCAAGACUGCUGAAGCACACAGUUGGACAUGUAUGGAUCUCUAUGUCUUUGCUACGCCCUACAGGAUUACCUGGGACUACUACUUCGCAGCUCGAGAACACACUUUGACUUUUGAUUCUUGGGAGGAAACAGCAGAGUUGGAAUAUGUAAAGCAGCAUGGAGUCUCUGUGUUUCUGAUGCCUUCUGGAAUGCUAGGAACAUUGCUCUCUUUGGUUGAUGUUCUGCCUCUGUUUUCCAACACAAAAUGGGGCCAAAAUGCUAACCUUGCUUUUCUGAAGAAUCACAUGGGUGCUACUUUUGAGACUCGUCCUCAGCCUUGGCGUGCGACUAUUAAUCCAAAUGAUGUCCAUUCUGGUGAUUUUCUAGCUGUGUCAAAGAUCCGUGGACGAUGGGGUGGCUUUGAAACAUUGGAAAAGUGGGUUACGGGGGCAUUUGCUGGUCAUACAGCUGUCUGUAUGAAGGAUGACUUUGGCAAUCUUUGGGUUGGGGAAUCAGGACACGAGAAUGAAAAGGGUGAAGAAAUUAUUGUGGUAAUUCCAUGGGAUGAAUGGUGGGAUUUGGCACUUAAGGAUGAAUCUAACCCACAAAUAGCUUUGCUACCGUUACAUCCUGAGAUACGUGCGAAGUGGAACAACACCGCCGCAUGGGAAUAUGCUCAGAGCAUGUCCGGCAAGCCGUAUGGCUAUCAUAACAUGAUUUUUAGUUGGAUUGACACAAUUGGUGAUAACUAUCCGCCACCUAUUGAUGCUCACUUGGUGAUUUCUGUCAUGUCUAUGUGGACUAGAAUGCAGCCAGCAUAUGCUGCCAAUAUGUGGAACGAAGCUCUAAAUAUGCGUCUUGGGACAGAGGGUUUGGACUUGUAUGAAAUUCUAGAAGAGACCGAAAAGCGAGGCAUAUCGUUUGAUGAAUUGCUCACAAUUCCUGAGAAUGAUGAAUGGGUGUAUAGCGAUGGCAAAUCAACAACUUGUGUUGCUUUUAUUCUGCAAAUGUAUAAAGCAGCCGGAGUUUUCGGCCCUGUUGCAGAUUCUAUUCAAGUAACUGAGUUCACUAUUCGUGAUGCUUAUAUGUUGAAAAUCUUUGAGAAUAACCAAACCCGACUUCCAAAUUGGUGCAACAAUGGUGACGAUAAGCUUCCGUUCUGCCAAAUUCUCGGUAAGUAUCGUAUGGAACUACCUCUAUACAAUACUUUAGAGCCUUAUUCCAACAUGAACGAGCAUUGCCCUUCUCUUCCUCCAACUUAUGGAAGGCCUAUGCAUUGCUAGUUUUAAAAAAGUAGAAUUUUAAUCCCGUGUUUGUCGUAUAUGUUGAAAAUCUGGCCGAAACGUUGUAGUGUGUCGUUUUGAGUACGCAUAAAGCAGUAAUCUCUUUGUUAAACUGUUGAUUCUUGGUGUAUAGUUCUUUAUAUGAUCGUCAAGUUGUGGUUCGAAUUGUGUUUUAUGACGACGAAUUAUGUCUCCAUAUAUGUAAAUGGUGUAUUAAUAGUUCUUA